Leucoraja erinaceus (little skate) is the source of this 396-nucleotide messenger RNA. RefSeq names its product COP9 signalosome subunit 9 (gene cops9). Gene Ontology annotation, biological process: negative regulation of protein neddylation. Lineage: Eukaryota; Metazoa; Chordata; Chondrichthyes; Rajiformes; Rajidae. The transcript is spliced from 3 exons. Bases 94 to 267 code for a protein of 57 amino acids. The record is from RefSeq and is a predicted model, not a curated record.
CGGAAGUCGCACAGUCCGUGCGGCACCGGAAGUCGCACAGUCCGUGCGGCUGGUUCUGGCUACGGCGCAGGCGCAGAGGAUCGUUUGGUCAGAAUGAAGCCGGCGGUGGAUGAGAUGUUUCCGGAAGGAGCGGGGCCGUAUGUGGACCUGGAUGAGGCAGGAGGAAGUUCAGGACUUCUGAUGGACCUUGCAGCUAAUGAAAAAGCAGUCCAUGCAGAUUUCUUUAAUGAUUUUGAAGACCUCUUUGACGACGAUGAUAUUCAGUAAUUUGGUCUCUUCACGUCAUUCAAACCUCAAAUAUGGAAAAGGAAAGAAGUUGGACAAUAUUGUAGCAUAUUCAAAAACAUCCUUGCGUUUGUUAAACAUCUUGUUUUAUAAAUAUGGAUUUGCUCACUC